AUGUUAAGAAAGAUACACGCCAUAUUUCACCCCAGCUCCCACCGGAGGAGUCUAUCAGAUGGGAUCCCUGCUUACGAUGGCUCUGCUGUUCAGCUGAUCCGUAGCACUUCCAUGUAUGUUAUUGGAGGCGAGGAGCAAAGGUUCUGCGAACCACUCAAAAAAAGCAAAAGCACCAUCAGUUUCGAUUCGGUUGCCUGCGGCCAGAUGAAGGAAGAAGAAAAGGCGUGGAUGUACUCCAAGACCCAAGACUGUUUGCAGUACCUACAAGAUCUCUUAGCCUUGAGGAAAAAAUACCUUGAGAGCAUCAAAGACCUAAAGUCUAUGGACAGGGGAUCUCAAAUUUCCCCGUUGUCCACAAAAUCUUCCAAGAGCAGGAAAAAGCCGCCAGCCCCUCCUCCUCCUGUACAAUCAUCCAAGGUCUCAGCAGAGAAAAAAGUCUUCAGUUCAGAGGUAGCUGAGGCAAUAGCUUAUUUUGAUGCAAUUAUUGCAGAGCUGGAUGCAGAAAGGCACAGAAAAAUAAUUGUGAGGGACCGUCCACAUGCAGACGUCGAUUUUGAUGUGGUUACCAGCUCCAGAGAACACAGCAUACAUUCCAACUGGAUUCUUCGCGCCCCUCGGAGGCAUUCCCAGGAUGUUCUCCAAGCAGCAAAGACAACAAGCCAAUCUGAAAAGAACAGCCAAGGAAGAACAAUCAACUCCAGAAAGAAGUUACAAAGAUACCCAAUGUAUCUCCCUAAAGCUGUGGAGGGAGCAUUUAAUACUUUGAAAUUUAAGCCCAAAAUGGACUUAAGCCCAAAAGGAACAGCAUUGAUCUGGAAGUAA
Molecule: messenger RNA, 822 nt
Organism: Sceloporus undulatus (fence lizard)
Lineage: Eukaryota; Metazoa; Chordata; Lepidosauria; Squamata; Phrynosomatidae
Gene: C1H13orf42
Product: chromosome 1 C13orf42 homolog
Exons: 3
Coding region: 1-822 (273 amino acids)
Source: RefSeq, a predicted model, not a curated record